AUGAAGGCCCUGCGAGAUCUGCUGCGCUCCAUGUGCACCGCAGCGUGGCGGAGUCGCCGGCAGCCCGCCGUGCCGUUGCCGUGGCCGCGGGCCGCGCGCGUCUCCGCGAGCCGCGCCGUGGCCCGCGGGCUCGCGCGGUCGGAGAGCUGUGCCGCACCGCGGAAGUGCGCGCACUGCAAGGACAGGAUGAGCAGGUUCGAGCACCCCAUGGUGCAGGAGGAGCGGCGGAGCAGGGCGGGCCGCCGGCGCAGCACGGCGCGGCGGCGGAGCAGCUCCGACAAGGGGGGCAGGAUGGCGCCCCGCGCGACGAGCAAGGGCGCCGGCGCCAUCAACGCGCUCUACCUCCAGGGCGGGGGCGCCUACAUGGUGCCCUCGUCGAACAGGCGCAACAGUACCAGCCGGGCAAGAGUCAGCAUUGACCCCAAGGCGAUCCGGAACCUGGAGAUCUACGGGAGGCAGGCGCGGAUCCGGCAGGUCGAGAAGUUCACGCCCGAGAUGGUGGAGGAGGUGAAGGACCUGUUCUCGAGGUUUGACAAGAGCGGGGACAACGAACUGGACCGCGCCGAGUUCGGGCCCCUCAUGCGCAUGCUGGGGCCAGGUUGUUCUGGCUGGGAUUGGUUCAAGACCAGGUUGGCCUUACACGCAGGCUCUGACCACUGCAUUCUUCAUGCGCGCCGCGGUGCCCAGCUGCCCGGACUGCUGGUGCAGCCGCUCCGCUCCGCUCUGCACCGCACGCGCCCUGGCGGCGAGAAAGGCCUCCCGGCCGCCGCGACCCCAGGCUGCCCGGGGCAGCAGCUGGCCUGGGUGGCCGUGCUUUCGCUGCUCUUGGGCGUCGCGCUCGGGGCGACUGCCGUCGCGUGGGGCCCGCGGCCCCGCUCCCGAGCGUUGGGAACGCCCGCGGUGCCGGCCGGGGCGCCAGCAGCUGCGGCGGGUGACGACCUCACCCUCCUCGCGCUGGAGCAGGCGAAGGCGUUCCGCAAGAGGCCCGCGGACUUCGACCAGUACAGGGAGAUGAUGAUCCCGGGCGCGGACGUGCAGGAUAUCCACAUCGUGCACGGGCAAGCCGGGCCCUUCAUCCUGACUGCGUCGGCGGUGAACUGCGCAGGAGCCCUGGCUGGCAACGUGGAGCUGGCGGACCCUGCGAUCGCCGCCCCGCCCCUGGCCGCCCCAACGCCUGCCCUCCUCGCGGCGGCAACGCCUGGAGCCUUGGCGUUCCCUGGAGCGGCGGCGCCCGCGGCGGCCGGCGGCCUGGCUGCUCCCAGGGUCCUGGCCGUGGUCCCUGCCGUCGGAGGCGCGCCGCCGGCGGUGGCUGCUGCGCCUGCAGUGCGGGCGCCCGCGGUGCCAGACGCGCCGGCUGAGGCGCCGCAGACGAGCGGGGAACCAGCCGCGGUGUGGCACUGGGUGGAUGCGGAGGACGUCGACGGCGCCGUGGCAUUCGGGGCGAAAGUGGCCGUCGGCGUGCCGUGCGGGGCGACGUUGGCGGGCCGCGCGGGGUGCCGUGGGCUGUUGUCGCUACCGGGGUGCGCCGGGGCCGGCGUGGUGGUGCUGCGGGACAGCGAUACCGCAUGGACGGCGAAGUGGUGCGCUAAGUACCAGGUGAAGGAGGGAGGCCCCGUCCUGCAUCAUGAAAUGUGGAAGGCAGAGCGGAAGCUGAACUCGACCGACUUCGGGGUAGACAUACACGAGACGAUAUCGAAUCUGAUCGAGGCGAUGGGGUCGAACAGCCACCUGGAGGUGUACAACCUGGCGAGCGCGGAGCUCGGCUACAGGAGGCUUCAGCUCAUCGAGCACUACUGUGGCGGCAGGAGCGCAGAGCAGCAGUAG
This is a messenger RNA of Prorocentrum cordatum, 1824 nucleotides long. NCBI's taxonomy places the organism in Eukaryota, Dinophyceae, Prorocentrales, Prorocentraceae. The record is from the annotation of a GenBank genome assembly.